Pediculus humanus corporis (human body louse) is the source of this 1086-nucleotide messenger RNA. RefSeq names its product protein TSSC1, putative. Gene Ontology annotation, molecular function: protein binding. The record is from RefSeq and is a predicted model, not a curated record. The transcript has 8 exons. Gene Ontology annotation, biological process: protein ubiquitination. Lineage: Eukaryota; Metazoa; Arthropoda; Insecta; Psocodea; Pediculidae. The coding region runs from base 1 to 1086 and encodes 361 amino acids.
AUGGAAGAAUCUCCUUUAAUUUACGGUUUAGAAUUUCAGGCUAGAGCAUUAACUUCACAACAAUAUGAGUCAGAUGUUGUCAGAUUUAUGGUAGGAACACAAUCAUUAAAAAUGAAUCAAAAUCAAGUUCAUAUAAUUGAAGAAUAUGAAGAAACGAAAACUCUUAAUACUACUGUUUGUAAUCACCCCCAAGGUGAAAUAUGGCAUUUAUCUGCUUCCCCUGGAGAUCCUAACGUUAUUUCAACCACUUAUAACACAUUGACUGAUCAAAAUGUCUGUGUUAUGAGGAGUGCAAUUUGGAAAAUAAACGAUGGAAAACUUGACUUGUUGACAAAUUUACCCACAGAACAAUUUGGCCACAAUGUAAUAAAACACACAUUAUUUCAUAUCUCUGAUCCUAAUAAAGCAUUAAUGAUAAUUGGUAAUCAAUUUGUGAUAUGGGAUAUAAAUGAGUCAGAAGCGAAGCCUUCUAGUAAGGGUACAUUGGAAGCUAAAGGACAUCCUCAAUUCACUUGUGGAAAGUGGAAUCCUCAUCACAAUGUAACUCAAAUUGUUACUAGCAAUGACUCUUAUGUUCGAGGUUGGGAUAUUAGAACGAGUAAACAAAGUUGGAUUGUUGAAAAUGCUCAUACUCAAUUAGUCAGAGAUUUAGAUUUUAAUCCGAAUAGGCAAUAUUAUUUAGCUACUUGUGGAGAUGAUGGAUUUACAAAAUUUUGGGAUAUAAGGAACACCACCGAGCCUAUUAUUUCAAGAUCGGAUCAUUCCCACUGGGUUUGGACUGUUCGAUAUAAUCAUUUUCACGACCAGCUUGUUCUUACAUCAUCGAGUGAUUCAUUAGUGAUUUUGAUAUGUGCUGCUAAUAUAUCGUCAGAGCCAGGAGGACAUGUUUUAACAGGAGAUGAUAAUCUGGACAGUCCAAAAGAAAGACUAGAGGAAGGAGUAUUGGCUACUUAUGAAGAGCAUGAGGAUUCAGUAUAUGCAGUCGAGUGGUCAACAGCUGAUCCAUGGACAUUUGCUUCUUUAAGUUAUGAUGGUAGAUUAGUUAUAAGCAGAGUUCCCAAAUUUACGUGGCAGCAGAAAUACUGA